CAAACUAAAAACCCAAAAGUAGGUAAAAAGCCAAUUGCCAAACACCCCCAAUAUUUCGAUAGAGCAAUUAAAUUAAGCAAUCAAAAUGAGACGGAUGAUCAAAAGAACGAGAAAAAUGUUCCUAAUUCCCAAAUAGGAUAAGUCCCAAUAAAAGCGAUAGAAACAAUAGAAAGAGAGAAGCAAUCCGAAAAAACAGAAAGUAAUAAAAGCCCAAAUUCAGAUAUAAUAAAGCCCACAAUAUCCUUAAAUUACCGUCCACCUGAAAUUAUUGCCACCACCAACCGCCGGCGACUUUCUCAAUUUUCCGUCACUAAUUUUGGGGAUUUCCAUUGAUUAUUGUUCAAUUUUAGGUUUCAAUUCAAUUGUAGAACUUAAUUAAUUGGGAUUUUCUGUGUUAGAUUUGUUGAUGAAAAUGAUGAUGGCACCCUCUCCUGCUAUUAUUGCUCAUCUUCCUCUCGCAAUUUCCCCCUUUGGUGGUCGUCAAGCUUUAUUGGGGUCAUGCUUUUUCAAAAGGAAUUCUCUCAAUUCAGAUAGUUUUCUAAAGUUUGGGGCUUGUGAAGGACAUUGUUUGCGGUUGAAGAGGUCAAUGAAAUAUGGGGCCUUAUGCUUCCAGAGUGUAGGUGCCUUUUGCUACUGUAUUGACCCCGCUAAGAGGAAUGAAAGGUUUCAUAUUGGCAGGGAAUUGGGCUUUCUCGAUAGGUCACGAAGACAUAUAGCAGCAAGAUCAGAUAUUGUUAGAAAUGGAACUCCUGAAGCAGCCUUCCCCUUUUCAGAAGCUUCUUUUGGGCCCAAGGCUAGGGGAGUAUACUUUUAUGCUGUCAAUGCUGUAGUUGCCAUCGUUCUCUUUGUUCUGAUGGUUGUAUCUCACCCUUUCGUUCUUUUAUUUGAUCGAUAUAGAAGAAGAGCACAUCAUUUUGUUGCUAAAAUGUGGGCUACUUUAUCUAUCACUCCAUUCUUUAAUGUGGAAGUUGAGGGAUUGGAACAUCUUCCGCAGCCAGAUACACCUGCGAUUUAUGUUUCUAACCACCAGAGCUUCCUUGACAUCUAUGCUUUGCUUACUCUUGGACGAAGCUUUAAGUUUAUAAGCAAAACUUCGAUUUUCUUAUACCCUAUCAUUGGAUGGGCUAUGUAUCUAAUGGGAGUUAUACCACUAAAGCGCAUGGAUAGUCGAAGUCAAAUGGAAUGUCUUAAGCGGUGUAUGGAUCUUAUCCGGGGAGGUGCAUCUGUGUUCUUUUUUCCGGAAGGAACACGAAGUAAAGAUGGAAAGUUGGGUGCUUUCAAGAAAGGCGCAUUCAGUGUUGCAGCAAAAACUCAAGUGCCAGUUGUGCCCAUGACAAUAAUUGGAACUGGCAGUAUCAUGCCUGCUGGCAAGGAGACAUUGCUAAAUCCAGGGUCUGUCAAAGUUGUAAUUCACCCAUGUUUGAUGGGAAAUGACGCGCAAGUAUUGUGCAAUCAAGCUCGGAAUGUUAUUGCAGACACACUUGAGCGGCAAAGAUAAGAGUUCCAAGUCAUAAUGUGGGAUUUUCCUGAACCUUAAUCACUUUACGGGUUGAUGGUGGAUGAUGUAGAAGAUUUUGGUGCCUAAUUUAAGGCCUGUGUUCAUUUCAGUAGAGAAGACAUCUUCAGAAGUUGUAGUUUUCUUAUAGAGGAAUGGCUUUCUGGAUAAUGACAGCAAUUGGCAUCGAAAUUGGAUUAACACGGUUGUGCUUUGGAGAAAGAAGAUAUUUUUCACCUAGGAGUUUUCGCCUAUUACUAGGAUUUUCCACUCAGGAAAUGGCUAGUUAGGAUAGUAGUUUUUGGUCUGUUACUAGGCUUUCGACUCAGAAAAUGGCUAAUUAGCUUUUGUAAAUGAAUUUUAUAGCAGCUGUUGUUGUAGUUACGAUUGAGGGUAUAGGAAUGUAUAAGAGGUCUCCAUGUAGUCAAGCGAAAGGGCUGUAUUCGAGGCUUGUGAUAAAGAUGUGAUGUAGGCGCAGCCACGCUGUUGUGCAGAAUUGUGGAUUUAACACUUGUAAAAAGGCCUAGCAGGUCAAAAUUUGUCAAUUUAAUUAGUAAAGGCCUAUCUUUUGCUCAUUUCCUCCUCUCA
This is a messenger RNA of Chenopodium quinoa (quinoa), 2083 nucleotides long. Its product is annotated as 1-acyl-sn-glycerol-3-phosphate acyltransferase 1, chloroplastic-like. The transcript has 8 exons. Gene Ontology annotation, biological process: phosphatidic acid biosynthetic process. Bases 407 to 1498 code for a protein of 363 amino acids. NCBI's taxonomy places the organism in Eukaryota, Viridiplantae, Streptophyta, Magnoliopsida, Caryophyllales, Amaranthaceae. Gene Ontology annotation, molecular function: 1-acylglycerol-3-phosphate O-acyltransferase activity. The record is from RefSeq and is a predicted model, not a curated record. Gene Ontology annotation, cellular component: membrane.